AUGGGCGUGCCGUCGGAUUCCGAUAGCGCGUCCAGCGUGAACUCAAAAGGCUUACGCAAACGCCCGAGACAGAGUGCAGACUCAGGGUCAGACUCGGCCCGGAGCGUCACAGCGGUGCCGGCCCCCAAGGACGGUGCCAAAAAAGGAGGGAGAGGUAGGCCCGCUACUACCGGCAAAUAUGCCGGUAUCGGCCUAUCCAGGCGUGAGGCUGCGGCUGCAAUGAAGGCCGCAGCAGUUGCCGAAAAACUAGAGGAGGACGAGCGGCAGAUUGGGGCUCUGAUGAAAAGAAGAGCUACCUGCCUCCAACCUAAGCCUAAGAAUGGCCGCACGGUUGCAGCAAUAAGAAGGGUGAGCAAGGUCUCGAAGGGACUUAGCGGCUGCACCCAGAAAGCACUUAAAGAGGCCACAGCCUCCAUUCUGGAAAGUGCUCAGGUGCUUUUGACCCGCACAACAACAGAAGAGACGGCGCUGCUGCGGGCCCAGAACGCAAAGCUCGCAGCGCAAAUGACGGAGCUCCGCAAGGAGCACGAGGAGCUCAAGGCGGAGAUGGCCAACUUCCGCCGCGAGCACCUCAGGCGGGGAGGUGGGCCUUCCGCACGCAACGCCGCAAUCGCAACUGCAGUUGCCGUCACAGCCGUUAAAGCAGUAGUCGCCACAGGAGACGGAGCUCGCCUGAUCCGUCAGGAGAUGGCGAGUUUCGACGCGUGCUUCUCGGUGCUUGAGGGGAGGAUUCUACGCCCCCCCCUAGCUAUAGACCAACGCAGCACACCGGCGCCGACAUAUGCGACCCAAGCCGCAGCGCCCCGUGCCGCCCAACCGGCACAAGCAGCUGCUGCCACACUAAAGAGGAUGUUCCAACUGCCGCCUCGCAAAAGGAAACUGCAGGGCCUAAAUCAAAUAGGCAGUUAA
Molecule: messenger RNA, 909 nt
Organism: Arctia plantaginis
Lineage: Eukaryota; Metazoa; Arthropoda; Insecta; Lepidoptera; Erebidae
Source: the annotation of a GenBank genome assembly